Molecule: messenger RNA, 543 nt
Organism: Neoarius graeffei (lesser salmon catfish)
Lineage: Eukaryota; Metazoa; Chordata; Actinopteri; Siluriformes; Ariidae
Exons: 3
Coding region: 157-357 (66 amino acids)
Biological process (GO): endoplasmic reticulum unfolded protein response
Cellular component (GO): endoplasmic reticulum
Source: RefSeq, a predicted model, not a curated record
CUGAGCGGCUCGGCUAAUGCCCCAGCUCACGAUUUCCACUUCUCUGAUAAAAUAUCGAAACAUUAAACAACCUGGCGGCUUUAUUUCACCUGCCAGCACGUUUUAGUGUGACGUCAUUCUGUCCCGUUGUGUAAAUAUUCGUCAUUUCCGGUCAUCAUGUCAGCGGUGCAGCGGAUGAAAGUGGCGAAUGAGAAACACAGCAAGUCCAUCACACAGCGCGGGCACGUGCAAAAGACCGCGCGGGUGCAGGGAGAGGAGAAAUCUCCAGUGGGACCGUGGCUCCUUGCUCUGUUUGUGUUUGUAGUGUGUGGCUCAGCUAUUUUCCAGAUUAUACAGAGCAUCAGACAAGGGAUAUAGGAUGUUUGGUGUCUAGGUGAUGGUCGAAAUGAAGCUCCUCCCACUGAAUCCUGACUGACCUAUCACUACCUUCUGUGUAGAUUUUACAUUACAGUGGAGCUGCUCUCUCACUGAUCGUGUGUGUAUGUGUGUGGGUCUAUGCAGUGAUUUUAUACCAGCAAAUAAACUAUUUUCUCAACACACACA